Molecule: messenger RNA, 1550 nt
Organism: Cutaneotrichosporon oleaginosum
Lineage: Eukaryota; Fungi; Basidiomycota; Tremellomycetes; Trichosporonales; Trichosporonaceae
Molecular function (GO): protein binding
Source: RefSeq, a predicted model, not a curated record
GUCUGGGUUGCGAUCAUUCAUCAACAUUUGUUUCCUGGCAUAUCCUAUUCAUGAUGAGCACCCAAGAACCAACACGCGACGCGGACCAGCUCGCCGAAGAGCUCGAGGAUGUUGUCCUUGCAGCCGAGGACGUCGACGAGGUGAUCGACGACGACGAGGACGCCCCUCAUGACGAGGAAGACGAAGUGAAGGACCCCAAUGGGCCUGUUAUCGAAGCUGAAGAAGGCGAGCCCGAGGCGCGGCCAGACACAGCCAUCUCUGGGACGUUUCUUCACACGCCGGGGUCUGCCAUGUUCGCGCUCGCACUGCACCCGACCUUCCCCAACCCGCCGCUGGCUGUCUCAGGCGGCCAGGACGACCUGGGCUACCUCUUUUGUCCACUGCAUCCGACGCUUGGGAGCUUCAACCGCGACACAUUCGCGCCCAUUCCUCUGCGCGGGCAUGAGGACAGCGUCGUCGCCGCGGCGUUCAGCAGUGACGGGGAGUACGUAGCGACGGGCGGGCUGGACGGGCGCGUGCGCGUGUGGCGGCACGCGACGCCGAAACGGGUGCAAGCAGCGGAGGGGAGCGCGGACGCAUGGAAGUAUUGGGAGUUCGUAACGAGCGUGGAAGCCGGCGAGGUGUCGUGGCUCAAGUGGCACCCGAAGGGCCCCGUGCUCAGCGCGGGCUGCGAGGACGGCACGGUGUGGCUGUGGAGCCUGCCCUCCGGACGUACGAUGACGGUACUCUCAAGCCACACGAUGGAGGCGACAGCGGGCGUCUUCCCUCCGCCAGCGGGCAAGCAGCUCCUGACCGCCGCGUUGGACAGCACGCUGGUGCUGUGGAACCCGAGUGCUGGCGUGCCCGAGUUCAAGAUGACCGUGUUCCAGCCUCCUGGUGCGCGUUCGCUCGACCCCGCAAUCCACGGGAUCACGAGCCUCGCCGUCGCUCCGAACGGCGCGCUCGUCGCCGCCGGCGGCGCCAACGGCAAGAUCAAGCUCGUGGCGAUCGCGCGCGGCGAAGUCAUCGACGUGAAGGCUGAGGUGGUGCACACGCUCGAGGGGCACGAGCGGGGUGAGAGCGUCGAGGCCCUCGCGUUCGUCGACCUCCACGGCGGGUCUUAUGGCGGCAAGGGCGUCGUCCUCCUCAGUGCGGGGACGGACGGACGCGUCAUUCUGUGGGACACGACGACGGGGCGCAUGCGCCAGGUCAUGGUUCACCCCGAGGCGAUCACGGGCAUGGUAUGCCACCCCGCGCCGUGCCACUACCUCGUCACAACGGCUUGUGCCGACCGUACACUCCGGACAUGGGAUAUGCGCUCGGGCCAGCUUAUCGCGGAACAUCACGGGCAUGCCGCAGCAGUCAACUGCGUCGCGGUGAGCCCCGCGCUCGACGGUGACGUGUCGCCGCUCGGCCUGCCACAGGCCCAGUUCAUCGUGAGCGGUGGAGACGAGGGUGCGAGCUUGCUCUUUAGGAUAUAGACUGCGCGUAAUUGAGCGACAACCUAUUUGCAUUGCUUCAAUUGUUUACACCGUACAAAGCUUCUUACUAGAUUCUGAUUCAAGACUACC